Messenger RNA from Galdieria sulphuraria, 1113 nucleotides. Its product is annotated as L-asparaginase. Bases 42 to 989 code for a protein of 315 amino acids. The record is from RefSeq and is a predicted model, not a curated record. The transcript is spliced from 8 exons. Gene Ontology annotation, molecular function: hydrolase activity. Lineage: Eukaryota; Rhodophyta; Bangiophyceae; Galdieriales; Galdieriaceae.
GCGAACGUCUACAGGACGGAUCGUUCAAGGAUUUUGUAAAAAUGUGGGCUGUUGCCGUACAUGGUGGUGCUGGAGUGGUUUCGAAAAGUAUUGACACUUUACCUUAUGUAGAAGGUCUCGACUCUGCCUUGAAUUGUGGAAUAAAACGACUGGCAUCCAAGGGUAGUGCUCUUGAGGCAGUGGUUGAUGCUGUUGAAUCACUGGAAGAUAAUGAACUCUUCAACGCUGGCCGUGGUUCGGUUCUUACGGAAGAUGGUGUGGCAGAACUGGAAGCUAGCGUUAUGGAAGGCAAGGAUUUGAGAUGUGGUGCAGUGUGUGGUUUAAAGACUGUGAAAAAUCCUGUGAAGCUUGCUCGUCUUGUUAUGCAGGAGACACCGCACAUAUUUCUGGGAUUUGAGGCUGCUGAGAAGUUUGCAGACAAGUUUCCGCAAGCGAUUGAAAGAGUUUCCAACUCUUACUUUAUUACGGAGCGAAGAAUGAAACAAUUUCAAGAAGCAAUGGCUGCCAACCAGUCAAAUCUCAUUGACCAUUCAUACAACGCGUUUCCUUAUAAGGAACCGGGAUCAGGUGGUGGUGAGAAGGGUACGGUAGGUGCAGUAGCUUGUGAUAUUUAUGGCAACGUUGCUUGUGCGACCUCAACCGGUGGUAAAACGAGAAAAUGGUCAGGUCGUAUUGGCGACACUCCCGUUAUUGGUGCAGGUAGCUAUGCAUCCAACAACAGUGGUGCUUUCAGUUGUACGGGACACGGUGAAGAAUUUCUAAGAAACAAUGCUGCAGGCUUUGUCUCUGCAGCAAUGGAGGUAGGUAAACUGAGUUUAAAAGAUGCAGUAUACGAGUUGGUACAUAACCGUUUAAAACCUGACGAUGGUGGUAUUAUUGCCGUAUCUCCAACAGCUGAAAUUGUCGUUGAUUUUAAUUCUCUCGGAAUGUUUCACGCAUUUGCAGAUUCUUCUGGCACAAGGGGAUUUAAAAUAUGGCAUGAUAUUUGACUACGGAAAUUGAAGUUGCUAAAAGUUUUGAAAACAAAACUGAAAGCCUUUUGUUGUUCAAUAAAAAAUGUUUUUUGAGUGACGCAGUUUAGCUAACUUUGUUAAUUUUUUUUGAUUAAUUUUA